ACCAUGUCUGUUUUGCUGGAGAAAAUACGCAAGCUCAAAUCAGACGCUGCCCGUACGCUUGAACUGGCAGAGCUUCGCUCUGAUUCUGACAUCGUGUCUCUGACCCAAGAGGAACUGAGAGACCUGUUUCCAGGACCUAAGAACUUCAAACUGAGAAAAGCCAUCAGAGAAAUAAUACACAACCAGAAGCCAAUUAAUGUGCUCUUAGAGGAUCUGAGGGCUUUCAUCCCAGAUGAAGCUUUUAGGGAUGCUCUAACUGAAAAUGGAUCCCUAUAUCACUACCUUGUCAUCCUGAAGGGCUUGAAGGACCAAAUUAAUAAUGUCCAGGCAUUCAUUGAUGCUCAUAUCGAUGUGCUGGAGCAAUGCAAAGACAGUCCAAAGCAGACAUCUGACAGAGGUACAAUUUACUCAGGCACAAAUGCUGCUGUGGGGCACCACAAUUACCAAGCUGCUGCCAGUCCUUCAAGGUCACAAGCUCUUGUGCCAGCAGGGAAUUCCAGAUUUGCUCAAAAAGGUCCAGUCACAGUGAAGUACCGGUCAGUCAUAAGUGGUAAAACCUUUGGAGCCCAUGAUGCCCUUCUGCACCGGGUGCAGGAGCCGGGUGGGCUUAAACUGGUAGAGGGCAACCUGUUCAGUGAGCCACACAUCACCUUUGUCUUCUGCCCAAUCAGUUCACGCCAUAAUACAGAUGUGGAUGCUGCAAUGAAAAUGACUUCAGCUGAUAAACCCAUCAUUCUGGUUAUAAUGCACCACACAUAUGAUCCAAACUUCAUGACUCCCCGGAAAACAGACACACAGAAUAUUCUGUUGGAAGUCAACGUUCUCUACCAUGACAGUGCACAUGGAUUGCUAAACUGUCCAAAAAAUGAUCAGGCAGUUGCCCAGAUACGCGAAACAUUAAUGCAGUGCAACAGUGGUGAUGGCAGUUCCAAGUCUUGGUGGACAGGGUGGUUAAACUGAUGGUGCUGGUUGUGUUGACACUUAUUGCACAGAUACUGACAUGUAUUUCAUGGCCAUGUUCAGCUGUGAGCACAGAGACAACAUAUAUUAAUAAUGACAUCUUUCAGUGUGUCAGAGUUAGCCUUACGACUUAUGUAGCCUAGUCUCUGGCAAGUGAAUAGAUUCCAAAUACUUACGUUAUUUUGUGGCCUGUAAUCUGAAAAAUGUGAAAUGAUUGAUUGUUUUGCUAAAAACGAGAGAAGAAAGAAGAUGCCAGCCUUGUUAAGUCUUUGGAAUAGUGGAGAAUAGGGGAUAGUCUCUGUUUUGCUACUUAAAUCAACCAAAAAUAUUUUUUGGCAUCAGAAUUUAGCUCAUUAAUUUAUAGAAGAAGCAAUUCUUAAUUUCAGUGGAAGAAUAAAAAUAGACUCCUUAAAAUUUGAAUGUCAAGACUCCCUUUAAUGUUGUAGACACAACUUUGAGGCAUGUAAGAAAAUCAGCGUCAUGCAUCCCCAAGAGGAAACUGAGUCGUAGCAAAAGCAAAAACCUGUGCAUGCAUCUGUGUUUUGUAUUUGUGUCUUUAAUCUUGAGCUUGACCGUGUAUUAU
Messenger RNA from Myripristis murdjan (pinecone soldierfish), 1543 nucleotides. RefSeq lists its product as uncharacterized. The coding region runs from base 4 to 960 and encodes 318 amino acids. Lineage: Eukaryota; Metazoa; Chordata; Actinopteri; Holocentriformes; Holocentridae. The record is from RefSeq and is a predicted model, not a curated record. The transcript is spliced from 8 exons.